This is a messenger RNA of Lycium barbarum (goji berry), 486 nucleotides long. RefSeq lists its product as uncharacterized. The transcript is spliced from 2 exons. The record is from RefSeq and is a predicted model, not a curated record. Bases 1 to 486 code for a protein of 161 amino acids. Lineage: Eukaryota; Viridiplantae; Streptophyta; Magnoliopsida; Solanales; Solanaceae.
AUGGCACCUUAUGAAGCUUUGUAUGGUAGAAAGUGCAGGUCUCCUAUCAGGUGGUUUGAAAUGGGAGAGUCGAGUCUAUUUGGACCUGAUCUAGUUCACCAGGCUGUAGAAAAGGUAAAGCAUAUCCCAGAACGGCUGCGAAUAACUCAGAGCUGUCAGAAAUCCUAUUCAGAUGUUUGUCGACGAGACCUCGAGUUCCAGUUAGAACUUGUUCACCCAGUCUUUCAUGUUUCUAUGUUGAGAAAGUAUAUUAGAGAUCCUUCUCGGAUAGUACCAGUAGAAAAUGUUCAGGUGAUGGAAGACUUAUUGUAUGAGGAGAUCCCAAUAGCUAUAUUGGACAGGCAAGUCUAUAAGUUAAGAAUGAAGGAAGUGGCCUCCGUGAAAGUUCUAUGGUGCAACAAAAAUGUGGAAAAGGUCACAUGGGAAGCAGAGAAAACAAUGAAAGCUAAAUAUCUGCAUCUAUUCCAGCCCGAAGGUUCUAUAUGA